Gossypium raimondii (Peruvian cotton) is the source of this 2507-nucleotide messenger RNA. RefSeq lists its product as uncharacterized. NCBI's taxonomy places the organism in Eukaryota, Viridiplantae, Streptophyta, Magnoliopsida, Malvales, Malvaceae. The record is from RefSeq and is a predicted model, not a curated record. Bases 1919 to 2386 code for a protein of 155 amino acids. The transcript is spliced from 9 exons.
UAUAAUAAUAUCUUCUGUUUUCCUUUACCAGAAAGAAAUACCUUGUCUUUUUCGUAAAUAGAAUUAACUUUAUUCAACUGAUUUUUGUUUGGUUGUUCAUACUUCAUGAAAUAACAAUUUUCUCCUGGAUUCUACAAGCUUCGAUUACCCGCCACUAUUUCUGUUUACUUCUUCCGAGAAGAAAAAAGGAGGAAAGAUAGAAGAAAAAAAAAAAGUUUGUUUAGAAGAGGCAGUAAUGGCGGUUAAUAUGAUUCUCCUUCCCUCCAUUUUCAGUUUUUUCUUCUUCCUCUUCUUCUUCUUCUUCUUCUUGUCACUCACAUCUCAAGAUGAACAAAGUAACAACCACAAUCUCUUGAUCCUUGAAUUGGCGACUCCAAGCUCAAGAUCUCUCGUUUGGAAUCUGUUCUUGAAGAAAGAAUUCAAAACCUUAAUGCUAAAACCCUUUCUGUUAAGGAACACGGGAAAUCCCUCGAGGACAUGGCAAACAAGAGCACUUAUCUGCAGUCUGCUCUAUUUGAUCUUAAGGAUUAUUCGUUUCUUGCUGAUGAAAAAAGCUUAACGCUCUAGAAGAGGAGGUACACGGCCUUUGGGCUGUUUCGAGAAAGAACAAUUUCGAUCGUCAUGUUUUAGAGUUGAAAGCACAGGACGCCGAGGAUAGACUGGAAGCUGUUACUUCAUAAGUUGGAAAGAUGGCAGAAGUUGUUACAGAACAAUGGGUUCAAAUUCAACAUCUUGAGCAGGCACUUCAAAUUGCUAAAAUGAGGGCAUUGCAAGCUUAAAAGCAAAGGAAUAUGAGAUGCACAUUCUUGAAGUUCAUAGAUGGCAUUUCUGGAAGACAUCUCCCGAAGCCGUUGAAGGCCUUGGAUUCUUAUUCAUUGGGGAAAAGGACCUAUCAUAAGAUACUACGUGUCUUAAGCUCUGCAACAAUUGAAAAGAUUUUACUCAGCAAUUAGAAGGUUUCACCCUGAGUUGCAAGCUUUCAUCAAAUAGGAGAUGCAAAGAAAUGAACUUACUGCUGCUUUUGUCAAUGAUGAACUGGUAUUCUUUCUGGCUUCUGCUUUCAUUACCUUCCCUAUACUGGGUUCUUGGAUGCUGCUUUUAACAUAGUUCAGCUAGGUGAAGAAAUCUUCUUUUAGGGGGUAGUGUCUUACCCUGAAAUAGUAGGUGACAUCCAAGCUGUUGCACUUUGUUUUCUCUGAUCUCUUUUACAGAUUGGUUUUUGAUAUUAAAAGGUGAAAGAAGAGUUAGACGCAUUACAGCGUACAGCACCGGGUCAUUUUGUUGCCAAUGAGUCAAUUUUACAUGGAAGUAUUCCAGGGUCCAGAUCAAUACAGUAUGAUAUUCAUUGACCCAAAUGUUGAUUUUUGAGGCCAAAUGUUGAUUUUUGAGGCUUAUGAUAUUUGCAUCUAUUUGUAGCCUAAUCAAAAUUGGAGUCGAUCAUUGAAUUGAUUGUGUACAAAGAUACGCAGACAUUUACACACUGGGGGCGUUUCACGUCCAUGACAAUUUUAGUCAUUUUCUUUAAAAAAAAUGUGGGGAUUUGAAUUUUAAAUCUUUUUUUCUUAAAAAGUUGGUUUCGGUAACGCCGUUGAUGAAACUAAAGAAGAGCCGUGGCAUCCAUGAGUGAAGAUUAACUAUUAAACAAAAACAAAUGAGGAAAGUGGUGAGGAGGAAUCCCAGAUUUUUGUUAAAAGAAAAAGGAAAACGUGAAUUCAUUCAUGAUUCAUCAUCUCUCUGUAGUCGGUCAUCAUGAAAUCAACGUAAAGAAAGGCAAAUGGCAGGCGAUAUGGCAAUUCCUUGAUGAAGGUAUUUCUAGCCUUGCAAAAAAACAAAAACCCUUCCUUUGUUUCUUUUUCUAUUUUUUGUCUCCUUCCGAAGUCACAAGGCUAAUCCAUAAUUGAGACUGAAAAAAGCAAAAAUGGAAGAGUCGACAUGGGAGCAAAAGCUCCAGGCUCUAACCCACAUCCUAACAAGCCCCACAACCUCACCGCCUCUCCACUCUCAACUCUUCAUCUCCACACAAAUUCCAUGUUUCCUCAACUGGGAUUUCCCUCCAAUUCUCUGCAAUAAACCCAACUCCCAUACCUUCCCUUCCCUCCACCUGAAAUGGGGAAUCUCUCUUUUCCUCAAAAGGGUCUCAAGAUUGGGUGUCCCCGAAACUUCCUGGAGGUCCAAGUGCCCUUACUAUCAACCCCCACCACUGAUUCUAGCCAAGGGAGUGGAUGAAGCACAAUGGGUCGAUGCGCAAAAGCGAGAGUAUGUUAGGAAGAGGCUGAGAAGGAAACGCCUAGAAAGCCAUGUCCACCCUUUAAUUCCGAUUUUGAUUCCCGAUUUAUUAUUGUUCUCCCUGCUCUGGUUCAAUCCAUUUCGUCUUAAUGAUUCCUGACAAUUUUCCUUGUCUCAGAAUUGUGUAAUAAUAAGUACUUAACUCUUAUGUCUUAUCACUUCUCUUGUCAACGUUGGAUCAUUUUAUUUACUUUGGUCGAUUUCGGAUUUCUUUCUCGGUA